Messenger RNA from Acanthosepion pharaonis, 873 nucleotides. The record is from the annotation of a GenBank genome assembly. Lineage: Eukaryota; Metazoa; Mollusca; Cephalopoda; Sepiida; Sepiidae.
AUGGCAAGUACACGGCUUGUUGAAUAUUCGGGAAGUUCAGAAUCAGAGGAAGAUGAAACAGAACCACUCGAAAGCACGAAGGACAAAAGAAAGAACAUUGAGAAUGAAUUACAACAACCAAAUAAUGUGAAGAAGAUUCGGAAGAAAAGUCCUGUAAAAGAACUUCUUCCUUUGCCUGAUGACAUUAAGAAUUUAUAUAAAGAAACAGAAAAUCUUAUUGGCGAUGAUCCAACACAACAUGAUGGACGUAUCCGUAGUUUUCCUCAUUUGGAAGGCAAUUGGGCAACUCAUAUCUUCAUUGAAGUGGAACUGAAUGAAGAUCUGUUUGAGUUGCAGCAACUGCUUUUCUCUCAAUUGAAACCGUACACUGAACUAAAACCCAUGAACCAUUAUCAUAUUAGUCUCUCAAAAACUGUUGCCAUACGUCACCAUUGGAUUCAGCCUCUCACUGAUGGACUAUCAAAAGCAUUUCAAGAAUUUUCUCGAACAUUCUGUACGUUCCAUACUGUGAAUUUUUUCUGCAAUGAAGAAAAAACUCGGACAUUUUUGAUCCUGGAAGUAAACUCUAACACUGAUAUCCUCAUCAAUUACAUCGAUGAAGUAGAUAAAGUCUUCAAAGAAUUCAAUUUGCCUCCAUUCUAUACAAAUCCAUCCUUUCAUAUCAGUAUUGGUUGGAGCCUUGGAAACAUUAUCCCUGAUGUGCCUCCUUCGAUAUUAUCAGACAUACAGCAUCAAGUCACUAAUUUCCUAAGUGAACAUAUGAACCAUUUGAUUAUUCCUGUGGAUGAAAUCCAAUGUCGGACUGGCAAUAAGCUCUUUCGAUUUCCAUUGAAAUCUUCUGCUACAUUCCAGAAAUUAAAGAUCCAUAGAUGA